Hibiscus syriacus is the source of this 977-nucleotide messenger RNA. Its product is annotated as UDP-D-xylose:L-fucose alpha-1,3-D-xylosyltransferase MGP4-like. The record is from RefSeq and is a predicted model, not a curated record. The transcript has 2 exons. Lineage: Eukaryota; Viridiplantae; Streptophyta; Magnoliopsida; Malvales; Malvaceae. Gene Ontology annotation, cellular component: Golgi apparatus. Gene Ontology annotation, molecular function: glycosyltransferase activity. The coding region runs from base 64 to 741 and encodes 225 amino acids.
GUGUUGGUUUAAAUCUCCAUAAACAAGCUCGUUUGUUUACGAUCUUUAGUAUUACCAGCAACAAUGUCGUCGUUCUUGCACCAACGACCUAUCCAGAAUCCAUUCUCAAACGGCUACCCGAUCUCCCCACGUUCUUCAUCAACCUCGCAAAGACCCGUUUCGAUAUUCAGUCCAACGGGCAUAAUUAUUCUCCUCUCGCUCACGUUAAUUAUCGGAGUGUUGGCGCCCUGGUCAGGCAUGCCCCAAUCCAUAUUCUCCAACUCUAAAAUGCCCUCUUCUCCUAUUUCCAAAUGGCGAGCCUACUCUUUGGCCGAAUCCGCUUCUUUCGUCGCCAAAAACGGUACCAUAAUUGCCUGCGUGGUGAGUCAUCCUUACUUGCCUUCUCUCAACAAUUGGCUGAUUAGUAUCACCAGACAGAAGCACCAAAAGAAAGUCCUUGUCAUAGCUGAGGAUUAUGCUACUCUCGACAAGGUUAAUGAAAAAUGGCCUGGUCAUGCCGUCCUAGUACCGCCAGCUCUUGAUUCACAAACCGCUCAUAAAUUUGCCUCUCAGGGAUUCCUCAAUUUUACUGCCAGGAGGCCCCGGCAUUUGUUGCAAAUCUUGGAGCUCGGCUACAAUGUAAUGUAUAAUGAUGUUGAUAUGGUGUGGUUGGGAGAUCCCUUCCCUUAUAUGGAAGGAAACCAUGAUGUUUACUUCACCGAUGACAUGACUGCAGUAUGCAUGCUAACUUUGCUACAAUAGUUUUCAGCCUGUUUUACUUUUAAAAUUGCUUAGUUUUGUACUUGGAACUUGGAAGGUUAGACCAAAACAGUGCUAUGAUGUGCUUGCAAUGCAAGAAUAGCCAAAAUAUUCGUUAAGAUUAAGCCACUCUACUUGAUUAUGAGAAAUUAAUAAACUUUGGCUUAUCUUUAGCAAUUCUACCGUCACCAUGAUUGUUAAGCCAUGAAUGCUUGUUAAAUUGGAUUGUAUGCAAUGGA